Molecule: messenger RNA, 2008 nt
Organism: Cryptomeria japonica (Japanese cedar)
Lineage: Eukaryota; Viridiplantae; Streptophyta; Pinopsida; Cupressales; Cupressaceae
Product: ricin B-like lectin R40C1
Exons: 11
Coding region: 163-1764 (533 amino acids)
Source: RefSeq, a predicted model, not a curated record
UAUCUCUUUCUAGUUUUUCUAUAUAAAUCAAACCACCUACGCUGGUUGACACACAACACUCACCUGUUCUGUCUUUGAAUCAUCACCUACAAAUCCCAAUUUCUGAUUUCUUACAGAUACUGAAUACAUAUUUUUUGGGGUUCUCGUCUCAGGAUCAGCAUAAUGUUUGGACACCAACACCACCACCAUGAUCAGCAACAGCCAGCUCCGGCCCCUUAUGGAGUUGCUCCCUAUCCUCCAAUCUAUGUACAAGGGGACACUGUGAAAAUCUACUGUGAAGCUAAUCCUGAUUACCAUCUGGGCAACCUUAAUGGUCAAGUAAUCAUGGCAGCUGCUAAUGAGUCUGACCCAAAUCAGCAAUGGAUCAUGGACACUUCAUGGAGUGUGAGGGCCAAGGAUGAAGCAGGCUUCCCUGCAUUUGCCUUGAUAAACAAGGCUACAGGCCAGGCUCUAAGGCAUGGACGUUCACAGAGUGAAAGGGUUACCUUGGGCCCAUAUCAUCUCGAUGAUUUGAAUGAGGCUGUUCUGUUUACCCAGAGUGCAGAUGUGGGAAGGGGGUAUCAGUGCAUCAGACCUGUGAACAACAUUCACUACAAUCUGCAAGCCAUGUUUGAAGAUGAUAAACAUCAUCAUGGAUUCCGCGAAGGGGUAGAGGUUGUUCUGUUCAAAUGGAACGAGAAGGAGAAUCAGAAAUGGAAGAUCAGUCCCAUCUUGAGCUCAUCUUAUGGAGUGCGUGGGUAUGGUUCAUUAUACCCUCAAUUUAGUGAGGAGGAACCUCGGGGUACCACGAUUAAGAUUUAUUGCGAAGCCAAUCCAAACUUUUUCGUGGCUGCCCAAGGCCAUCUUGCAGUGCUUGUUCUAGGAACCCCACAUGAUCCUCACCAGCAAUGGAUCAAAGUGGAUUCGUGGGGUCUUAAGGUGAAGGAUGAAGUUGGAUUCCCAGCAUUUGCAUUGGUGAACAAGGCUACAAAACAAGCUCUAAAACAUGGAAAUAAAGAGUGGGAGCAAAUAUACUUGGCAGACUACAACCACUACAAGUUGGAUGAAUCAUUUCUGUGGACCCAAAGUGCAGAUGUUGGACAUGGGUACCAAUGCCUUAGGCCAGUAAACAACAUCCAUCUCAAUUUGGAUGCCAAAGGAGCUGAUGGUGAAACUGGUGGAAUCCAUAAUGGAAAUGAGCUCAUUCUCUUCAGCUGGAAUAAUCAAAGCAACCAGAAAUGGAAAAUGCAGCCUCUUUUGAGCUCAUCUCAUGGACCGUAUGGGCAUCGUUCAUUAUACCCUCAACAUAGCGAGGAGGAAGCUUGGGGUACUGUGAUCAAGAUUUAUUGUGAAGCCAAUCCAGACUUUUUCAUGGCUGCCAGAGGCCACCUUGCAGUGCUUGCUCUAGGAAGCCCUGAUGAUCCUCACCAGCAAUGGAUCAAAGUGGAUUCAUGGGGUCUUAAGGUGAAGGAUGAAGCUGGAUUCCCAGCAUUUGCAUUGGUGAAUAAGGCUACAAAGCAGGCUCUAAAACAUGGAAAUCAACAGUGGGAGCAGAUAUACCUGGCAGACUACAACCACUACAAGUUGGAUGAGUCAUUUCUGUGGACCCAAAGUGCAGAUGUUGGACAUGGGUACCAAUGCCUUAGGCCUGCAAACAACAUCCAUCUCAAUUUGGAUGCCAAAAGAGCUGAUGGUGAAACUGGUAGAAUUCAUCAUGGAAAUGAGCUCAUUCUCUUUAGCUGGAAUAACCAGAGCAAUCAGAAAUGGAAGCUGCGGGCUCUUUAGAGGAAGGGUGAUUUUGGCUUGGCAAAUCUAAAAUAAAGGAGAAGCAGCUGUAGCAGUUUAGAUUUGCAUAUUGUCGUCUAGCUAUUUACCUUUUUUGGCUGAUGAUAUAAAAUGUGAGAUCCAAAGAAGGCACUGUAGGAACUAAUAUGCUGGUCAUGGAUUCUAUUUUGAUUAAUUUUUCAACUUUAUUAAUACAUCUGCCAAUUCUGAAUCUAGAUAAUUAAAUAGAUUUCAUAUAUUUUGG